Molecule: messenger RNA, 1978 nt
Organism: Nicotiana attenuata
Lineage: Eukaryota; Viridiplantae; Streptophyta; Magnoliopsida; Solanales; Solanaceae
Exons: 13
Coding region: 109-1458 (449 amino acids)
Biological process (GO): regulation of transcription by RNA polymerase II
Cellular component (GO): piccolo histone acetyltransferase complex
Source: RefSeq, a predicted model, not a curated record
AGCACUUGUAUAUUCGAUCUUUUUUUUCUUUUUCAGCAAGUUAGCCCCGUGGAAACAGAGUGAAAUUUUGCGUCGUUUGUGUGGACCGGAGAAUGAGUUGAGGUGAUAAUGAGUAGACUCUCAUUUAGGCCGCGCCCUCUUGACAUUCACAAGAAGUUACCUAUUCUAAAAUCUGUAAAGGAUUUUGAGGAUGAUGAUACGCCGUCUAAUACUCGCAAUCAUAUCAUUCGUCUCGCUGCUGAAGCUGCUGAUGUUGAGGUACAACAGACUUCUAGCAAGAAGUUGGUUCCUGAAAUACCUAUACCUGAGUAUGUGGUGGUGGAUACAUAUGAAAGAGAUUAUUCACGCACUUUUGCUCAGCCAACAUCUUAUAUACACGCUAGAGGAGCCCGGGCCGAGAUUGGAGAAUUUGUUGAGUACGAUCUUGACAAUGAGGAUGAAGAUUGGCUUCAAGACAUAAACAGAGAGAGAAAAGCUCUUGCAGCUGAAAAGCUGGAGACUAUUCUGCACAAAUUAGAGGUUUUAGAUCACAAGGCCCGAGAAAGAGCAGGAGUGAUUACUCCUACUCUUGGCUCACCUAUCCCGGUGAUCCUAAGUUUUGAUGCUGCUGUUGAGGCACUGCAAUCUCUAACAAUCAAAUAUGGAGUUUUCCAGUCAGUUUAUACUUACUGGAAAGACAAGCGGGAACGGUGGCAGAAGCCUAUUCUUCGGCGUUUGCAGCCUCCUCCACCUGUUAGUGAUACCAAUCCGUAUAAUGUAUUUAGGCCAAGGGAGAAGGCUCACAGGCUUCACACAAGGAGGAUGCAAAGGAGGGAAAACAAUGUGCAGUCAUUUGAAAAGCUUCGCCAGGUUAGGCGCAACCUUGACCAAGCAAAGACCAUUCUCGAGGCUCUCAUCAAGAGAGAGGAGAAGAAACGAGAGGUUGUGGAGAGUGAGGUUAGUCUUCAGAGACUCCAAAUGAAACACAAGAAUGAAAUUGAGCUUUUUGAGGACACGUUGGCUCUGCCUGGAUUUCCUUCGUUCCCAACUAAGGUUGGUUCAAGUGAGGAGGAAUACAUGGACUCGGAUGACGCUGCUAUUAGCCGUCCACAUGCUCAGUCUGCUGUCUCACCAAAUCUUUUCUCUGACUCAAAGCCAGUAAUGGCUUCUGCUGGAAGCAUGAGGCGCGAGCGAGAGUUAAAGAGGCGAUAUGUCCCAUAUGGAUGGCUCCACAAAUUGGAUCCAACUGAGCCACUUCUCCUGUUCACUAAACCUCUUGAUCCAGAGAAUAUGGCAGCUGCGGGUAUUUUACCUCCAAUGGGAAAUGGUCUGGCUGCAUGCACAUUUAACUCUCGUGGAAGGAUUGGCCGAGGUGGCAGAAUAGUGUUUGAUAGAUGGAACCCACUUAUGCAUACUCCAAUUGAUUGUGGUGAUGCUUUAUAUGUUCCACCAAAGGGCCGGCAUUCUGCUCAUCCCUGAUGUAAUCAACCUUUCCCAAUCUUCAUUUGUCCAUCCAGGUUAAGUUUGUAUGCCUGAGGUAAUUGUAAGGGGGACACUCAAGACAUGAGGGAGAUGACUCGUCGGUGAUUGUCCAAGGGUUGAGCCUGCUGCAGGAUGUAUUCUUGUUAUUGUUUCUUUUCUUAGUUAAAGAAUGGAAAGCAUCCGCCCCGCUUGUAGAUUUUUGUCCAAGGGGAUAGGUAAACAGAAAGCUUUUUUUCCACUCCUGCAGUCUCCUACCUAGAUAAUGCAUGCUUCUACCGUAAAUAAAAAUGAAAUGAUGAAUGUAACCGGGGUUGGUCUUACAUUGUAAAAAGAAUCAUUGCCUUUAUCUUCUCAUUUUUUUGUUUCACUUUAUGAUUCGAUCUUGUAUAGUUAGGCCUGGCCAGUGCUGAAAAUUGAAAUCUGUCUUCAUGGUGCAGCUGAGACAAAUCAAAUUAUCUUGUGAUUAUUUGUCUGUAAUUUUUGACACAAUUUAACAAAAGUGGUUUUUGUAUACUGA